Molecule: messenger RNA, 835 nt
Organism: Habropoda laboriosa
Lineage: Eukaryota; Metazoa; Arthropoda; Insecta; Hymenoptera; Apidae
Product: ena/VASP-like protein
Exons: 3
Coding region: 188-835 (215 amino acids)
Source: RefSeq, a predicted model, not a curated record
GGCCGUCCACUCGUUAGGAGCCAAUAAGGAUCGUGCCGGAAAUUACGAACCGCGGGCAUGUGUAUUCCUCGAAUUUCGGCGGUGAAGGGUCCUUAGUAUAAAAGCAACGUGCUCCAACGAUUUCUCACCGAUAAUCUCACGAUUCCACGCCUUGCCAGUAGGUUAUUCUACGACUCAUUUCGUCGAGAUGUUAAUCAGAAGCCUCUCGUUGUUGGUAUUGUGCGCGGUGGUGUACCAGUGUCACGCGAAACCGGCGCAAGUGUUACUGGAGCCUCUGUCUUUGAGUCCGGUGCAACAGCAAGUGGUGCUCGUGGAUGCUGCUAGCAAAAGGGAGCAACGUUCGCCGCAAUUUGGUUUCCCAAACGAAGGUUUCCUAGAAGACGAAUACGACGGGGAGCGUCGUCACAAGCACCAUAAGCACCAUCUGAAACGAGAAGACUGCCUUGAAUACCCUUGUGGCGAAUAUCCGGAAUAUCCACCACCUGGAGCGAUUCCAGCACCAUUCGUGCCGCCACCCGGCGAAAUUCCUCCGCCAUUCCUGCCGCCACCUGGUGAAAUUCCUUUACCAGGAGCAAUUCCGCCAGCUUAUCCACAGCCGUACCCUGAAGGCGGUGCAGGAGAAUCCUUCGCCUCGGCUUCAUCUGGAUCCAACAAAGGUCCGUUCACCGAAGGACAAAGUCAGGCGAACGCACAGGCUGGUAAUUUCAACGCUGGUGGAAAUCCCUAUACAGAAGGGCAAAGUCAAUCGAAUGCACAGAGCGCUAGUUUCAACUUCGGGCCCUAUUCCGCGUCGUUCAGCGUAGCUGAAUCGUCAUCCGGUGGUCCAAAGUUUUAA